AUGUUUAGGAAGGCUAGCCUUCUCUACUGCGGUGGCAUUCGGCUUCUGAGCUCGCCAUAUGCAGCCUUGCCACUUACUCGUCCCAGCUUCGGAGCUGCAGGCCAUAGUCUUGGGGCAAACCCCACCAACAGAACCUAUGCCACUGCGUCGGAUUCCCUAGAUCAUGCAUACUCGUGGCCUACAACGCCUACAUUCACACCGUACGAUGUUCUCAACCUAAGUGUCACCGCCCCAUAUUCGAAAGUUCGGUACUUCGAGCUUGUGAAGAUCUACCAUCCAGAUCGGCCCUGCAACGAGCAUCCUCUUUGUCGAAACAUUACCCCAGAAGUCCGUCUCCAGCGUUACCAUAUUGUGGUCAACGCACAUGAAAUCCUCUCUGACCCGAAUAGACGAGCCGCCUACGAUCAGUUCGGGACCGGAUGGAAACAUCAGGCCAAACGAUAUAACACCGUAGCGGACGCAACAGCAGAAUGGGGACCAUACGGCCCAACAAUCUAUGCUAAUGCCACCUGGGAAGACUGGGAGCGAUGGCAUAAUCGCCAUGGAGAGAAGCAACAGAACAUCGUCGAUCACCGCACUUUCAUCCGGCUCGUGAUCCUUCUUGUUUUUUUCGGAGGAGCAGUUCAAGCAUCCUGGAUUUCCCGCUUAAAUACCGGAUAUGAGCAGCGUCUGCGCGAGGUCAGCGAAGAUUCCAUGCGCUUCCUCAGCGGCCGUCGACAGCAUACUGUUCAACAGAUGCCCUCUAACGAUGCUCGUGUGCAAAGUUUCCUCAUUCGGAGGGACCCGACUGGCUCGGGUCUGAAGGAUGGCGAGCAUCGUGUUUACGAGCAGGAGCUCAGUCCCCGUACCGGCUUGCCUGGUGAAGACCUGGCGGGUGAUGGCCAAAAGGCGCUGGAGACAGUAGAGACUGCGCGAAUGGAUGGAACGCCCAAUGAGUCACCAAAACGAUCUGACUCGAUUUGA
This is a messenger RNA of Penicillium atrosanguineum, 963 nucleotides long. Its product is annotated as J domain-containing protein. NCBI's taxonomy places the organism in Eukaryota, Fungi, Ascomycota, Eurotiomycetes, Eurotiales, Aspergillaceae. The transcript has a single exon. The coding region runs from base 1 to 963 and encodes 320 amino acids. The record is from RefSeq and is a predicted model, not a curated record.